UCCAUUUGACCACGUGUGUGGGUUUCCCUCUGACCCGUGACCCACCCCAUUGACGCUCGACCGCCCAAGGCUGUCACAUCCAUAUCCCGAUUGUUAGAUUGUUAGAUUGCUAGAUUGCUAGAUUGCUACCAGUGCGCUUCAUUUAUCCACCCGGAUAGUUUGGGUCCCGAGAGCCGCCGCCGCCUUCACCGAUUCCGCGUUUCGGGCCCCCAUGUCCGCCGCUUCUGCUUGGCCGUUGCGUUGUCAAUACUGCCAGUCCACCUUUAAAGUGGACCUCUUGCCCGCUGGACCUUGUUGUCGAGGGUUCUGUCGCAAGGAGCACGAAGCGCAGGCUGUCCUCACUCCCGCCACCCCCAUCGCGGCGCCCUGUACUUCGACUAGCCCUAAGGUCCAACCAGCCGUCCCACCUGCGGUCCCGUUAUCGCCCACCAUCGGUGCCCACACCCUGGUCUCGCCCCGCCCUCUCACCAUGACCAGUCCCAGUUUCAAGAAGGGCGACUAUUGCCGCGUCCGUCAUCCUCAAACCGGGGUUAUCGAAGAAGCCACGGUCACCGGACUGAGUAGUUCGGGUUCGACGGCGGCUGUGCGCUUUUUGGCCACCCAAAAACCGCUCAAAUUGCCCGCCAAAGAACUGCUGCCUUCGCGGGGUCAGAUCGCGCGUACCGAGGCCUUAGCCCAAGGUCAAACGCUGCCGGCGGAGGCCGCUCCGGAGUCGCACAGCCCCAUUUACAUUGUGGGAUCGGCGUGUCGAGCCGUGUUCUCCCAAGACCAGGUGGAGUACGAGGGCGUCGUGGAGACGGUCCAUGCGGACGAUUCAGGCGACCCAUACGCUACUAUUCGUUAUUGUGGUUACAACAAUGCGGAAACGGUGUGGUUAAGUGACCUUUUACCCUCGCAAGGUCCGACCGCUGUCGCUGAACAAUGUCGGGCUGCUCAAAAAGAAAUGGAUCCGGCCCCAUCCUGGCAAGUGGGCGAUAAAUGCCGGGCCGUUUUCUCUGAAGAUGAUGUCGAGUACGAAGGCACCAUCAUGACGCUCCAUGAAACGGAUGCGGGCGAAGCUUAUGGCUUGAUCCGAUUUGUGGGCUAUGAAAAUGAAGAGACCCAAUGGUUGGUUGAUCUACUGCCCAGCCAAGGCGCCGAAGCCAUUCAAAAACAAAUCCGCGAUAGUCGUCCGGCCGAAGCUGUGACGGCCGCCCCGGUAGCUGGACCGGUGGUCGACCCCAUUGAAAAAUCCCAUCCGCCGGAAUCCACGCCGGAGCCCGAGCCUGAGACUCCCAUUAAGCCGGAUUCCGCGUUGAAAUCGGGUGUGCCUCUGCGAAAUCCCCCAUGGCAAGUGGGUGACCGAUGUCGCGCCAUCUUUGCCCAAGAUGGACGCGAAUAUGAAGGCGAGUUGAUGUCGGUGGAGGCUGACCAACAAGGUGAACCCUAUGGCAUCGUUCAGUAUGUAGGCUACAACAACGAAGAGACCCAAUGGCUGUCCGAGUUGUUGGAAACCUUAGGCGAGGAUGAGAGAAAGAAACAAAUCGAGGCCAGUCGAGCCUCCACCGUCAAAGCCGAGCCUACUUUGUCUCCGCCCUUGCCCAAUCAGGUAGAGCAAGCCGCUGAGGCGGCAGCACCGGUGGUUGUUGAAGUGGAUACCGCACCAGCUUCUGCUGAAACCCGCCAUUCGCUGGCUGACAAGCCUGUCCUGGACGAGCGACCACCCAAUUUUCAAUCGGGCUCGCCUUGUCGGGUCACUUCCAACGAAGAUGGGAGAGACUACGAGGCCACCGUUCUUAAUGUAGAGGAGAAGAAGACUCCUCCCGUGGCUACCGUCGAAAUCAUUGGAUUUGAUCGCGUUGAGCACAAGGACCUGUCUCAACUCUCGCCUUCAAAGGGUGAAGGGUUCCGAAGGGUCCAGAUGGAAGACAGCCUUACGGCCAGGCCCAAACAGUUGCCGAAGGAGGCUCCUAUCAAAAUAUCGCCAGCCAGUAAUCCCGAAAAAGAAACACGAUUCUUAGAGCUCGAAGCCAAGAACCUGGAACUUGAGUCUGUCGUUGCUAGGCUGGGGCGAGAAAACCGUCAAUUGGAGGAAUCAAACAAGAAGCUGGUUGUCUGCAACCAAGGAUUGAUUGAUGGCAAUAGGAUGAUACAAACGUCCUUGGAGGAUACGCUCAAAAAGGCCAGGACGAAGCAUUCUGAAGAGCUAGCUGUGGCCGUCGAAAGUAUGAAAUCUGCCGUGGCCGAUAGCAAGACUCUCGUUCAAAAACUGGAUGAGGUAAAGAAUGAAAAUGUCAAAUUGAAAGCAAAGAUCAAGGCUUUGGAGUUAGAGCUGGUCCAGGCCAAUGACUCUUUUGAAGAAAUCAAUCGAAGCAUGGAUGCCAAUGGAAACAUCGGGGCAAUGGCGGCCAAUCGUCGGAUGGCAGCCGGUGGAAAUAAUAUGUUCCCCAUUAUGUAUCCGAUGAUGUAUAUGCCGAUGGCCAACGUCCCUGGUGGCCAAUUCGGUCCCAACCAACCCAUGUGUUUCAUGCCUGUCCCAAUGUCAUCUGAUGCUUUCGGAACACCAUCAAAGUCUGGAGAAGAACCCAAAGAAGAAACACCGGAAUCUAAGUCAAGGGAGUGAGCUAUUACUUUUCUCUGCGAUUGUUGGUCUUGACGAGUUGGCCGCCCAAGUCUUGAAUAUGUAAAAUUAUUCGUGUGAUGUUAUUGUUAGAGCUUGAUGUUCAAGCUAAAUGAAGCGUAUUUUUAUGGACCUGGGUUGUGCCUUUUUCUUAAGCCGUUAAUAAAAAAUCUCGAAAUCA
Tigriopus californicus is the source of this 2780-nucleotide messenger RNA. RefSeq lists its product as uncharacterized. Gene Ontology annotation, cellular component: cytoplasm; nucleus. Lineage: Eukaryota; Metazoa; Arthropoda; Copepoda; Harpacticoida; Harpacticidae. The coding region runs from base 212 to 2602 and encodes 796 amino acids. Gene Ontology annotation, biological process: mRNA processing. The record is from RefSeq and is a predicted model, not a curated record. The transcript has a single exon. Gene Ontology annotation, molecular function: RNA binding.